CAAUUACUAAAGCAAAGAAAGCAACAACAAUAAGAAAUAAGGGCAAAAAAUAAAAAUAAUCAAGAAUAACAUGACUUGAAAUACUUAUUUCUUUAUUUUGUUUUUAAAUAUAAUUUUUGUGAUUUUGUUUUGUGGUAUUAUUUAGUCAUUGAGACGACGAUGACUACUAGAGCUACUACUGCUACUAUACUAAUGACUACCGACUGACUGACAGACAGUAUUCCUAAGUGUUUGGCUGCAAAUCAAUGCUGUUUUUGCACUUGAAACUAAAAGAUACAAAAACUAUCAGAUAAAUUUUAUUUUAUAACAUUAAUAACAAUAAAAAAAACAAAAGAUUUAUUAAAAAAAGAAUUCCAAAGUGUUCCCAAAAACAAAAUUACUUAAUCUUCUCAAGACUUAACGUUACUAAACGAAAUUUUACACUAAUUUAAAAAAUAAAUAUUAUUAACGGCAACAACAAAUUACAAAAAGACCUUCAUACUCUCUAGCUUUACCAAAGCAAAAUCUUAUCAAAAAAUUCUGAAAUUGUGAAAAAAACUGAUAAAAAAACACUCACUAACUGAGGAAUUACAACAAUUUAAAAAAAGUAACUGAGCAAAAAAAAACUAUAGUAAAAAAGUGAAAAAGAUAAAAAAAAAUUACGUUUAAAAAUUAUAAAAAUAAUAAUAAAAAUUAAACAAAUAAAUAAAUUUGCAGUGUUAGAGCUUUAAUAAAUUACAAAAAAAAAACGUUGUCAACACUGUUAUUUGACUAUUCAAUUAACUGUUUUUUCACACUUGCAUACCAGACAGACACAACACACAGAUACUCUGCUGCUGCUCUCAACUACCUCUGUAUAUGAACAACUAGAGAACAAACCAAAAAAUUAAAAAAAAAAACAAAAAAAUGGCAAGAGAUCGAUUGCCAGAAUUAAUACAGCGCUCAAACAGCUGUAAUUCUACGAAUGGUACAACAAUAUCGUUGGAAAGGCAAAACUCAGCAGCCAAUAUGCAACAAAAUACACCCGUAGAUGCCAUACUCAAUCCGUAUUCGGAAAUACGCACACACUUAGCACAAAUAGCAGCAAAUUUGGAGUCAAUGAAUCGUAUGACACAGGCAGCAAACAUACGAAGUUUUAAUGAAAAUGAAAUGGAUCAAUUGCGAAAACACAAUCUACGUUUGGGUAAUCAAUUGAUGACAAAAUUUCAGGAGUUCAAAGCAAAUCUACCGGCAGAAAAUGAUUAUACGCUAGAGGCGCGCAUGAAGAGAACUCUGUUCUAUGGCCUGCAUCAGAGUUAUAUAAAUAUGUGGACCAAGAAUGAGACAUUCUUACAGAAUUAUGAACAGAAGUUGAAGAAAAAUUUACAAAUGCAAUCCAAGAUAAUCAAUUGUAAUGCCACCGAAGAAGAAAUCGAAGAAUUAAUUGCCAAUAAACAAACUAGUCUAUUUGUAGGAAAUAUUUUAGAAGAAACCGAAAAGGAACGCAAAACACUACAAGAUCUCAUGGAUCGUUUCAAUGAACUGAAGAAACUAGAGAAAUCCAUAGAAGAAGUGCAUGCAUUAUUUUUGCGGAUACAAUGUUUAGUUAUGGAACAGAGUGAAACCAUACAACGUGUUGAGUUCCAUGCCCAACAGGCCACUCUGUUCGUGGACAAGGGUGCUGAUGAACUGGAAAAAGCUGAUAAAUUACAUAAAAAAGCUUUGAAGAAAAAGGUGAUGCUUAUUUUAAUUGCUAUUGUUGUAUUACUGGUGCUAAUUUUAAUUGGUGUAUUUUUGUGAUGUCUUUUUUAAUUAAUUUUUCGUUUUAGUUUUAAACUAUUUAAGUACUUUAUGUUAUAAGUUAAUUUAACUUAUUUGUGUGCAAAAUAAGAAAAAGUAUUAAAGUCCAAAGAAUGUCAAUUUAUACUAAACGGAAGUGUCACUUUCGUUUAAGGAAAUUUAAAACUGAAUAAAAUAAUGAAAGUUUAUUUAGAAAAUAUAAUUAAAUUUUAUUAUAAAAUUAUUUAAAAUGAUAUAAGUUGAUUAAGUUAUUCGAAAGUUUUCCGAAAUAUAAUAA
Messenger RNA from Lucilia sericata (common green bottle fly), 2035 nucleotides. RefSeq names its product syntaxin-4-like. The record is from RefSeq and is a predicted model, not a curated record. The transcript has 9 exons. The coding region runs from base 886 to 1758 and encodes 290 amino acids. Gene Ontology annotation, cellular component: synaptic vesicle; SNARE complex; membrane. Gene Ontology annotation, molecular function: SNAP receptor activity; SNARE binding. Gene Ontology annotation, biological process: vesicle fusion; intracellular protein transport; vesicle-mediated transport. Lineage: Eukaryota; Metazoa; Arthropoda; Insecta; Diptera; Calliphoridae.